Molecule: messenger RNA, 888 nt
Organism: Thlaspi arvense
Lineage: Eukaryota; Viridiplantae; Streptophyta; Magnoliopsida; Brassicales; Brassicaceae
Source: the annotation of a GenBank genome assembly
AAUUCAAUUCAUUUCCAGCUAAAUUGCUUUGAUCCUAUUGCAACUGACAUAGUUUGUGAAGGGGAUGUAGUACCUUCUGUUGGAGAGAUUGAGUUCAACAAAGUCAAUUACAUAAACUGGGUAGGCUGGGCCGUCUAUGCUCAGAGGGUCCGCAUCUGGGACUCAGGAACCAAAAAGCUCACCGACUUCACCACCCAUUACUCAUUCAUAAUUGACACACAAGGUAGUAAAAAUUACGGCCAUGGACUCGUCUUCUUCCUCGCGCCUCUUGAUUUCGACAUCCCACGCAACUCAAGCGGUGGCUUCCUGGGCUUGUUCAACACCACCACUAGCGAAUCACCCAAGAACCAGAUAGUUACGGUUGAGUUUGAUUCUUUUGUGAAUACUGGAUGGGAUCCUUUGUAUGAACAUGUUGGGAUCAACAACAAUUCGAUAUCUUCUAUUGUUACCACUCCUUGGAACGCUAGCCUUCACAGCAGGGACACAACCAACGUUUGGAUCACCUACAACGCAAGCACUCAAAAUCUUAGCGUCUUUUGGUCCUAUGAUGCAACUCCAACACCUCCCGUAAAUUCUAGUCUUUGUUACCGAAUUGACCUCAGGGAGGUUGUAUCCGAGUGGGUGAAGGUUGGAUUUUCAGCAACUACGGCUGAGUAUAGAGAGCGACAUAGGCUUAAGUCAUGGGAGUGGGUUGCUCCCCCUACAGUUGCUCCUCUACUCCUCAACCUUAUGGGCCAUGCCCAUCCUAGAACCAACAUCCCUGGUCUUAGUCACCAUGUGCCUAACAUCUCCCUUGGCCAAUACAUCCUGACCAAUGUUGGCACACUAGUCUGGAGAUUAUUUGCCACUCCAGAUUCCUUCUCAGGCUUUAGCACAUUACCUUUGGCC